Rangifer tarandus platyrhynchus (Svalbard reindeer) is the source of this 1956-nucleotide messenger RNA. The record is from the annotation of a GenBank genome assembly. NCBI's taxonomy places the organism in Eukaryota, Metazoa, Chordata, Mammalia, Artiodactyla, Cervidae.
AUGGCCAGUUCCACUGGCCUGCUGCUGCUGCUACUGCCGCCGCUGCUGUCGAUCCAGGCCCGGGCGGAGGGCACCGCUGACCAGGAGGCUGUGGUCUGUGCAGGGACUGCCUGCUACACGGCCCACUGGCACAAGCUGAGUGCGGAGGAUGCCCAGCUCCAUUGCAGCAAGAAAGGGGGCAAUCUGGCCACGGUGAAGAGUGAGGAGGAGGCCUGGCACAUCCAGGGCGCCCUGACCCAGCUCCUGCUGCUGGGGGCACCCCUGCAAGAAUCCAAAAUCAAGUUCUGGAUUGGGCUCCAGCGAGAGAAGGGCACUUGCUCGGACAGCAGCCUGCCUCUGAGAGGCUUCAGCUGGCUGGGCGAUGGGGAGGACUCGCAGUACAGCAACUGGUACAAAGAGGUUAAGAACACCUGUAUCAACAGGCGCUGCGUGUCCCUGAUUCUGGACCUGUCUGUGCCGGGCCUGGCCAGCAGCCUCUCCAAGUGGGCCGACGGUCCUUGUGGGAACUCCGGGUUUCCUGGGAGCAACAUCCAGGGCUUUGUGUGCAAGUUCAGCUUCAAAGGCAUGUGCCGGCCGCUGACCCUGGGGGGCCCGGGUCAGGUGAACUACACGACCCCUUUCCAGGCCACCAGCUCCUCCCUGCAGGCUGUGCCCUUUGCCUCGGUGGCCAGCGUGGCCUGUGAGGAUGGGGACGAGGGCAGGCAGCACUACUUCCUGUGCAAGGAGAAGGCCCCCAGCGAGUUUGACUGGGACAGCUCAGGGCCCCUCUGUGUGAGCCCCAAGUUCAGCUGCGACUUCAACAACGGAGGCUGCCAGCAGGACUGCUUCGAGGGCGGGGACGGCUCCUUCCGAUGCGGCUGCCGGCCGGGGUUCCGGCUGCUGGACGACCUGGUCAGUUGCGCCUCUCGGAACCCUUGCAGCUCCAGCCCAUGUGGAGGGGAGGCCACGUGCGUCCCCGGGUCCCUCGGAACAGACUUCACGUGCCGCUGUCCCCCAGGCUACAAGCUGGACUUGACUCAGCGGAACUGCGUGGACGUGGACGAGUGCCAGGACGCCCCCUGCGCCCAGGACUGUGUCAACACCCCUGGGAGCUUCCGCUGUGAGUGCUGGGUGGGCUUUGAGCCCGGCGGCCCCGAAGAGGGGGCCUGCGUGGAUGUGGACGAGUGUGCCCCUGGCCACUCGCCCUGCUCCCAGAGCUGCACCAACACUGAGGGCGCCUUCUAUUGCUCCUGCGAGGAGGGCUAUGAGCUGGCUGGGGAGGAUGGCACCCAGUGCCUGGACGUGGACGAGUGUGAGGUCCAGCAGGGUGGGCUCUGUGACAGCCUGUGCUUCAACACAGAGGGGUCCUUCCGCUGUGGCUGCCUGCCGGGCUGGGAGCUGGACCCCAAUGGUGUCUCCUGCACUGGGGGGCCCACGUCGCUGGGACCACCAACCGGGUCUCCCCUUGGGGAAGACACGGGAGAUGGAGAAGGGGGGCUCCAGUCUUCUGCCACUGUGUCCAGACCCAGUGGGGACAACCCUGAGGGUACCACCAUGGUGGUGCCCUCCAACAGGAGACCCUCCUUCCCAGCCAGGGUCCCCAUCUCCCUGCCCCCACCGGAGAUGCUGGCCCCCAGUGCGACGCCUGGGGUCUGGAUGGAGCCCAGCACCCAUCACCCCACAGCCACCACUGGCCACAGGGAGUCUGAAGGCGAGGAUUUCACAGCCAAGCAGAGUGACCAGGGCACGGACGGGCAGCAGCUGCUCCUGUUUUACAUUCUUGGCACCGUGGUGGCCAUCCUGCUCCUGCUAGCUCUGGCCCUAGGGCUGCUGGUCUGUCGCAAACGCAGGGCCAAGAGGGAAGAGAAGAAGCAACAGCCACAGAGCGCGGCGGACAGCUAUGCCUGGGUCCCCGAGCGAGCUGAGAGCAGAGCCACGGAAAACCCCUACAGUCCGACGCCGGGGACAGACUGCUGA